GGACACUGACUGAUGUAAUCUUUCUUCUGACAAUACUAAGCCUCUGACUAGCAUGCUCUUACACAUUUAAAGCAGUUCUAUCGUUGAUAUUGUUAUCACCGUAUUCAUUCCUCGUUUAUUUGAGACGCUGAGUAAUCCAAAUUUUUUUCACAUCUUUAUCAAACCAUUAAGAUGUCAAAGUGUUUAAUUUUUUUUUUAAUGUUAUUUUGUCGUAUCAUUUAACAUAUAAGUUAAAAUCUUGCCAUUGUCUCACAACGAUAUUUUGUUUCUAAUACUCUUGUUUCUAAUACAUAUAAGAUUGUUGCAUUACGAUAUUUCUUUGUCAGAAUUCUUUGAUCCGGUUUUAUUAUUUGCAACUCAUUGUUUUUUUUUUUUUUUACUUUUUUAAUAAGCUUUUUAAAAAACUUAUUAAUAUUUACAAGAUUUGUUUUUUUAAAUAACACAAUCUAAACGUAUACAGUACGUAAUUGUCUUCGUUCAAUUAUCAUGCUUUUGAGGUUAGAAAUAUUACGGAUACUUAUGUUUGUUUGACUAAGGCUAUAAUACAAAAUAGUUUUACAUGAAAGUACAAGAAUAAGAUAUCAUUGGAAGCGAUAGAAAUAUUAAUCGUGAAGCUCUAUUUUUAUAUAUGUAAUUUUUGUACAAUCUAUUACAAUAUGGCAACCUCAAUGGAUUCCAUAUGCAAUACUAUUGGUAUUGAUAGAGUGGAUAUGCGUGAAAGAAUGGUUUUAAUCGAAGAGCAACAUGGUUGUGAUGCAAAUUUUUUAGUGAAUGCACUUAUUGCAAAUGCAUUGAAGAAAGACUGUGGAAUUUGUUUUGUACUUUUUCAUAAUACAUUUAGUCAUUAUCAUAAUGUAGGUAUGAGAAUUGGUUAUAACCUAAUGACAUUAAAAGAAAAGGGUAAAGUUGCUCUUGUGGAACCCAUGAAAGAAUUAAUGCAUAAUAUAAAUGAGAUAUGCACGGAUACCGAAACUAUGGAUGUUGGUAAUAGAAUUUUCUCCGAUUUAUGUAUCAAAGUGUCAGAUAGUAGCAAAGAUAACAGAUUCGAUGGUAUGACCGUGGUUGAUAACAUGUUUAAACUUCUAAGAGAUAGCUAUAAUGAAGUAGCAAGUCAAAACAAAACAGUUUUAAUUAUUAUAGAGGAUAUUUCUCAUCUGUCAGAUUUAGGAUUAAGUCUUAGAGAUUCUAUGUACUAUGUAAGAUAUAUAAGAUCGCUUAUGGAAUCUCAUCCUAUGACACAGUUAUGUGUUACAGUACAUACAUACCACAACAAUGCGCAAAAUUGUAUUCUUGAUUUCAUUUGUAAUAACCUUAAAUAUAUGGCAGAUCUUGUUCUUAUAGCAGAACCAUUAGUGACUGGUCAUUCUAGUGAUGCCUCUGGAAAAGUAACAGUCUGCUGGAAUGUAGAUUCUAUAAGAAGCGAAUAUCAUUGGACAGAAAAAAUGACAUAUUUAUAUAAAUUGCUAGAUUGGCAUGUAAAAAUAUUUGCACCUGGUGCAACGACAUUUGUGACAUAAAAGAUUUGCUGAUGAAAA
Messenger RNA from Vespula vulgaris, 1535 nucleotides. RefSeq names its product elongator complex protein 6 (gene Elp6). Gene Ontology annotation, biological process: tRNA wobble uridine modification. NCBI's taxonomy places the organism in Eukaryota, Metazoa, Arthropoda, Insecta, Hymenoptera, Vespidae. The transcript is spliced from 2 exons. The record is from RefSeq and is a predicted model, not a curated record. Gene Ontology annotation, cellular component: elongator holoenzyme complex. Bases 657 to 1517 code for a protein of 286 amino acids.